AUGCCUCUCCAACAACCAUCCACCACCAACGCACCCGUCCCCCGUAGAAAGAAGAAGAUAGACGCCGAGCCACCUUUACCCAAGCCGUCCACUCAGAAACAACAACCGGCAUCUCGAGGUCGCUUACCCACCCAAACAUCGACAUCAACGCGCAACAAACCGUCCAUCGCGAAAGAAGACGCGCUGGCGCACAGGACGCGCGAUCUGAUGCAGACUGUUACGACUAUUUCGAGGGAGCUGGAGAGGUUGGAGUUGGGAGAGGGGGGGAGGGAUGGUGCUGCGGGGGCGGUGGUGGGGCCGGUGGCGUCGGACUCGGGAGCGGGAGCUCCGGUGCCGGUAGACACGACAUCCAUAGAAUCUCAGAUUCGAAGCAGCGAUAUCAUAGACGCUGCCCAUGAAGGCGAGACAAAAGAGGCUCCUCGGACAUCAGAAACAACCAGACCGGCGGGUCUACCCUCCGGCAACCCGACACCGCAUGUACGCAACAUCUCGUCGAUCUUCGUGCGUGAUCAGCCGGGGCAUUCGGUGUUUGAUUUUGAUUUGCGGCCUGCUGAAGAGGCGGGCGGUCCUCGGAAGGAUAUGAUGACCAGGCCAAGAGGGGUUGGUGCAAGCGGUGCGGAUGCAGUAGAGGAUAAGCAUGGAAAGGAUGCGGCGGAUGAACCGAUCGAGGCUGCAUUACCAAUGGUCGAGGCGCCCCCAUCCAAUUCCGUGAAAGAUCCGCGGAACGACCCCCUUCCGGCUCUCCAACCACAAUCCAUUGACACAUCCCAAGCGGUCUCCCUAUCUCAAUCGCAACCCUUACCGCAACACCGAACGCCGAUACCAGAACAACAAAAACCGCCCGCCCUUCCCGCGCACGCCAUUCCUCUUCCAGAUCCGCAAACCUCCACCACAAAUCUACAACGCGACCUCGCCGAAACAAAACACCAAAUUCAUCUCAUGCAACAACUCCAAUCACACCAACUGGGAGAGAUCGACAAUAACGCCGUCGCGUACCUCAGCAGACAAAUUGGGCGGCUUGAGGCGGAGAAUCGGAGGUUGGUUGAUGAAAAUCGGGUCGUCGGGUCGGUAAACGCCAAACACGCACCGGUUACUACAGACGAUGUUCCGGCGAGGGCACUAGCGGAACAACAUCAUCAACAACCAUGCACACACUGCACGACUUUACAGCAAGACAUCCACCGUCUCCGAAUGCAGGAAUCACGUACCCAGCUCGAACUCCGAUCGUUGUUGGAGCAGAACGCGUUCUUGAGGGACCAGCACCGUCGCGAUAAGACGGAGUCCCGCCCCAUGUAUCCCGAUAAGGAAAACGACCUGCCACCGCCUUCCACCCCGUUGCAGAACGCCAGAAGUGGGGAAAUGCUCAAAGACCUCUUGGCCUUGAUCGACAUCCAAUCCACCCAUUUCCGUCAUUGCGUAGCCACGUACCGCGCCGCCUCCCCAAAACCAACCCAUCUUACAACCCCUCUAACAAUAGCCGACCGCAUCCACCGCCUGCUAACCAUCCUACGCGACAUCUCCAUCACCAUCGCGUCCCAGUCCGACGCGGGGGAGUUGAUCGGUGCGUGUAGGGAGGUGGUGCAGAUGCUUGCGAUUGCUGGGGAGAUGUACUUUGCGGGGUUUGAGGAGGGGGAGGCGGGGAGGGCGGACGUGGUGGAGAUGGAACAAAGGGUGGGGGAGUGGGAGGGGAGGUAUGAGAGGGAUGUGGAGGCGGUGAGAAGGGAGAAUGGUGGGUUGAGGGAGCGGGUAGAGGAUGUGAAGAGGGAGAAUGAGGGGUUGAAGCGUAAAGUGGAAGGAUUGAAAAAAGAGGUGGAAGAGUUACGGGACUAUGGACAGAGGCAGACUGUGUCGUCCCCGAUCCCGCGUUUCGCGCCCCACGACAUCACCUCCGACUCCGCCAGACUCAUCGCCACCCUAAGCCAGGAACUCACCCACCUCCGCACAACCCUCGCCGCCAGCACCGCCGCACACGCCGCUCAGACACAUACGCUGGAAUCCCACACCAGGAGUCUGGAACACACCCUUGAAGGGUAUACACGCGAAAAAGCGGAACUCGCCGCUCAGAUACAUACGCUGGAAUCCCACACCAGGAGUCUAGAACAGACCGUCGAAGGGUCUAGACGCGAGAAAGCGGACCUGAGCGAAGCGUUGGAUCGUGCGAAUCGGAGUGUGAGGACCCACGACGCGGACGCCGACCAUGACCGCAUACAACUCCGUGCCCAGAUCCACGCGCUCGAAACGACCCUCUCCCACACGCACCAAACCCACACAGAGCGGAUCAGCGCGCUUACAGCCGAGAUGGAGCGAUUGCGCACCGAGGCGAAAGAAGCGGUGUUUGGCGAGGCGAGCGAGUUGGUUGCGCAGGUGGAGGGCAUGGUGAGGGCGCAGAUGGGCGUGUUGGAGACGUGGGCGGGGAGGGAGGAGGUGGGAUUGGAGGAGGUUGUGAGGGAGGGGAGGGAGAUGGGGAAGUUGGUUGGGGGAUUGACGGGGGUUGUUGAAGAACAUAUAAAGGCCCUCCAACAAACCCACGCCGAAAACGCCGCGCUAAAAUCAACCCUCCACAAGACCCAGCAACGCCUCACAUCCCACGAAAACGCCUGGACCACCAAACUCACACAUCUCCAAUCACAUCUGACCAUCCUCCAGACCGAGCACGCCGAGCUCGAGUCCCUGUUGGUCGAUUACGAGAAACAGUGGGAGGGUGUGUGUGCCGUCGGGAACGUGUUGGAUAUUCCCGGCGAUAUGAUUCGGCCGGGGUCACCUACAAAACAGGCACACGACCACCCGUACCCCUUCCUCACGACGUACACAACGGCAUUCAGCGCCCUGACAUCCACAACGCAACACCUGCGCACGCUUCAAUCCAAACUACACGACAGCAGCGAUCGGAUACAGGGGUUAGAGGCGCGGGUGGCGGGCGAUAGGGAGCGGAUUGAGGCGUUGCAGGGGGUUGCGGAUGGGCAGAUGGGGAGGAUUGAGAGUAUGGAGAGGGAGUUGCGGGGGGAGAAGGAGGGGAGGAGGGCGGCGGAGGGGAGGGUGGGGAGGAUUGUGGAGGGGUGGAGGAGGCUUUGGGGCCCGGUUGCGGUAGGGAUUGUGGGAGGGGGGGAGGAGGAUGAUGUGUGA
Messenger RNA from Fimicolochytrium jonesii, 3123 nucleotides. RefSeq lists its product as uncharacterized. The coding region runs from base 1 to 3123 and encodes 1040 amino acids. NCBI's taxonomy places the organism in Eukaryota, Fungi, Chytridiomycota, Chytridiomycetes, Spizellomycetales, Powellomycetaceae. The record is from RefSeq and is a predicted model, not a curated record. The transcript is spliced from 2 exons.